This is a messenger RNA of Anopheles merus, 1695 nucleotides long. RefSeq names its product galectin-9B-like. The record is from RefSeq and is a predicted model, not a curated record. Gene Ontology annotation, molecular function: carbohydrate binding; galactoside binding. NCBI's taxonomy places the organism in Eukaryota, Metazoa, Arthropoda, Insecta, Diptera, Culicidae. The coding region runs from base 260 to 1582 and encodes 440 amino acids. The transcript is spliced from 8 exons.
UGCUGUACGCGCACUUGACUCAGUUAUCGAAGGCACGUCGAUUUCGAACGUACGAUAACGAAGCCCAAAGCUAUAAAGUAAACAUACAACGUAGCGCUAUCUAUCAUUUAGCAUUUGUCAGUUUUCGCGUACGGUGACGGUUCUUUGUGACGGUUUGGUAGUACAUUUAGUGUGCGUGUGUUUAAAAUAAAGUGCAGUGUUUUAGAAGAAACCUCGUUUGAAGAAGGUUGAUUGUUUGUGGCUGUAGCUCGUUACACUAAUGGCUACGAUUCCGCAAUAUUCUCCCACCCUUCCCUUCCUGGGGCUAAUACCGGGCGGAUUAAGUCCGGGACGCAUGCUGCGUAUCAAGGGCAUCAUUACCAACCAUGGAGAACGCUGCCAGAUCUACAUUCAAUCGGGUGCGGCAGUGAAUCCGCGCGACGAUGUCGCGCUGCACAUUAGCAUUCGACCGCACGAGCACGCGAUCGUGCGCAACUCGAUCCAGAACCAGGUGGUCGGGCCGGAGGAACGCUACGGUGGCUGCCCGAUCCGGUACGGCGAAAGCUUCGAUCUGCUCAUACUGGCCGAAGCGACGCAGUACAAAAUUGCCAUCAACGGUGCACACUUCUGCACGUUCGGGCACCGGUUGCCGUUGCAUCGGGCGCAGUACAUUUCGAUCGCCGCCGGCGGCACGAUCUAUUCGAUCCUGUCCGAGGCGGACGUGCCGGGUUCGGUGCCAGUGAAUCCAUAUCCACCAAUCGUGCAUCUCCCUCCAGCGGCACCGUAUGCACCACCGGCGAUAGGCUUUGUACCGCAUGCGCCACCAUCGAACUUACCGCCACCGCCCCCCUACACACCGCUGCCAUCGCACCCGAUCGGUGGCGGUAGUGGCCACUAUCCAGGAGUAGGUGGCUAUCCACUACCACCACCACCACCACCACCACCGCCGUCGACGAUGCCCGGCUAUCCGCACUAUCCUACGCAGCCCCCUGGAGCACCGCUGCCGGCGGCCGUGCCAUUUUCGCCCUCCCCAUCCCAUGAUGCUUCACGCGAAGACAAUCGCGUUAAGAUGAAAAACCUCCCGUUCAAACAAACGAUCACUAGUGGCAUACGGCAAACGCAAGAUUUUCUUCGCAACGCAGUAGGCGAUAAAUCAAACGCCAAAGGAAUGGCUGCGCAUUCCCCCAUCUCACCAUCCCAUACUGCUCACUCCCAUCCGGCAAGUGUCCAGCCUGGUUUCGUGAUGCCGUCAGGGAGUGGUCCAGGAUAUGGUGCACCAAUGUAUCCAACGGCACCACCACCACCACCAGGCGCCCUCUACCCGGCAGGAUAUCCAAGCACGCCGCAUCCUCAACCACAACAGCAGCAGAGCGCAGGCUUUGCAAUGACACCCGGUGCUGUAGCGUCGACAGCUUUAGCGGCUGGCACGGGUGCUGCCAUUGCUUCUAAAAUGCUUCCCAAAGGGAAAACCAGUAGAUUACUAAAGUACGGUGCCGCAGCCGGUGCAGCCGGUCUUGGAGGGUACGCCCUGUCGAAGGCGUUCCGGCGUAAAGGCAGCAGUAGCAGCAGCAGCAGCAGCAGCAGUAGUAGUGACAGUGAUUAGAUUUUAUUACACCCUUUAUCGAUAUCAUAGAAGCACAUUGAAAUAGUCAUAUUGGUUUUAAAAGUUGUUAAAAAGUAAGAUUGGAAUAUAUUAUUACCAUUUGGGGCAUUCAA